CAGAAAACGGACCAAGCUGCAUCGUCGGCGCCCAACAGUCGGUGCAGUUUGAGUGAAUCACCCGAAGUGUUUGGACAGGAAAUCCACGUUGCUCCGCUAAUCGCUUUAUUCUGCAGAAAAGUUUCCGCAAGGACCCUCCCAAAACUAGUGAAAAAAUGUACGGCAAUCGUCAGCAAUCGUCCGGAGGAUUCCGAGGAGGCAACCAGGGUGGUGGCCGUUCCAUGAAUGGAGGUGGCUUCCGCGGUGGCGAUCGCAACUCGGGUGGAUCCCGUGGCGGAAUGGGUGGAGGCGGUGGUUUUGGCGGCAAUCGAGGUGGUGGAUUUGGCGGCGAUCGGCAAGCCAACAACGGUGCCUCGCUGCGCACGCUAAAGUGGACAAACGAAGAGCUGACCCCGUUCGAGAAGGACUUCUACAAACCAUCGGAUUUUAUUACCAACCUCUCGGAGGGCGAAGUGAAGGGAUACCUGGACAAACUGGAAAUCACGCUCAAAGGCAAGAACAUUCCCCGGCCCAGUAUGGAAUUUGAUCACGGUGGUCUACCGGACUACAUCCUGGAGGAAGCGAACAAGCAAGGCUUCGCCAAACCCACGGCUAUCCAGGCUCAGGGCAUGCCAAUUGCCCUAAGUGGGCGUGACAUGGUGGGAAUCGCUCAAACAGGCUCGGGAAAAACGCUGGCUUACAUUGCCCCAGCAUUGGUGCAUCUUACGCAUCAGGAUCAGCUUCGUCGCGGAGAAGGUCCGAUCGCACUUGUACUGGCACCAACGCGUGAGCUGGCUCAACAAAUUCAACAGGUUGCCACGGAUUUCGGACAGCGAAUCAACGCAAACAAUACCUGCGUGUUUGGAGGCCCGAAGGGACCGCAAAUCCGUGAUUUGGAACGUGGUGCGGAAAUUGUCAUUGCCACACCUGGUCGUUUGAUUGAUUUCCUCGAACGAGGAAUAACUAACCUGCGUCGGUGCACCUAUCUGGUGCUUGAUGAAGCUGACCGCAUGCUUGAUAUGGGUUUUGAACCACAAAUUCGUAAAAUCAUGGGACAGAUCCGUCCCGAUCGCCAAGUGCUCAUGUGGUCCGCCACAUGGCCCAAAGAAGUUCGCAACCUGGCAGAAGAAUUUUUGAACGAUUACAUUCAGAUCAACAUUGGAUCGCUGAAUUUGUCUGCAAAUCAUAACAUUUUGCAAAUUGUUGAUGUUUGCGAGGACUACGAGAAGGACCAGAAGCUCGCGAAGCUGCUGACGGAAAUCUCUGCGGAGAAUGAGACAAAGACGAUUAUCUUCGUCGAAACAAAACGGCGGGUGGACGAUAUCACCCGCAACAUCAACCGUAACGGUUGGAGAGCCGUGUCAAUUCAUGGCGACAAAUCGCAGCAAGAGCGCGAUUACGUUCUGAAUGCAUUCCGAAAUGGACGCCAGGGUAUUCUGGUGGCCACUGACGUCGCUGCACGUGGACUUGAUGUCGAAGACGUGAAGUUUGUAAUCAAUUACGACUACCCGUCAAACUCAGAAGAUUACGUCCACCGUAUUGGUAGAACCGGCCGUUCUAACAAUACCGGCACCGCAUACACGCUGUUCACCAAUUCCAACGCAAACAAGGCCGGCGACCUCAUCAACGUCCUUCGGGAGGCCAAUCAGGUUAUCAACCCUAAGCUAGCUGAAAUGGCCAAACCGGGCAUGAACAGACACGGACAACGUCACAACAGGUACGGAAACCGCUACGGAGGUCAGCAGAACAGGCCACCACGCGACGGAGGCUUCGGUGGACAGCGCAACGAUGGAGGCAACCGUUUCGGCGGCGGUGGCAUGAACAACGGAAACAAAUUCGGCGGACCGCGCGGGGAUGCUGGCGGUGACAAGUACGGUUCGAAACCGGCUCAGAACGGUGGCUACCAGCAACGUGAUCAGAACCGAAUGCCCAAUGGAUCUGGACCACCAUCGGGAGCCCGUCCGAGUCGAUUCUCUGCUCCGGCCAACGCACCUCCAUCAUUCUCGUCCAGUUCAAACGGUGGGAACAAUUACAAUAAGGGUAAUUACCAGAACGGUGGCUCUUCCGGCGGAAACAGUGGUCCAACAAGCAAUGGUUACGGAUCGUACAAACCUUACACAUCUGCACCUCCGUCCCAAAAUGCUAACGGUGGAGCGUCCUUUGGCGGAUACGCCAGAAGUACGCAGGCCGCUCCUGCCGCGUACCCGUCGUUCGGUGGUGCUCUGCCACAACCUGGACAAGCAUUUGCAUUCCCCCCACCUGCAGUUGCGAUGAAUUAGGUCUUUUAAGUUAAUCAUCCCUUGAAUUCAUUCUUAUCUCAUAAUUAUUUUAUUGACACCAUCUAAUCCAUAGAACAAGUGUGAUUACUUAGUUUUACCUGUGAACAUGAUACAAAACCUAGCAAACGAAGUAUCUAGGAUUAAGGACGUCCUAUUUAUUUAAUUGAUUGUUAUUAGCAGGUACUGAUUCAAAACAAAGAAUGUAAGAAUUUGCACUUUCAUGUAGCUGCGAGUUGGGUUUUUACCUUUUCUUCUUUUUUUACUAUCCUCGAUGCGAUUGAUUAUAUAAAUGUGAUAAUGGUAGUACAUAAAAUCCACCAAACAAAACAAAAAAAUCAGAAAUUAUUUCUGUGUUCCACUUUUCUCGAAUGAGAACCAAUUCGCAAAUUUGUAUUUAUUAUAAUUUGUGUGGAGGCUGCCCUGCGUUGACGCGAGGGAUCUACUGUGAAUUUAAUAGAUGUAUGAUGUGAAAUGGAAGUGGUGGUUGGAUGUGUGAAUAAUAGGAAAUAAAUUAAGUAAAAAAUACGAAACUUACAGAUUUUGAAAUUCACACGAAAACAUUGACAAAUGUGUGGAAAGCAGCAAAAUUAUCAACCAGUUGCUCAUUAGUGGGUAGUUUGGGUUUUUUUUACGUAUUCUAACGAUAAGGUUCAAUCCGUUUUGAAUAGCACUGUAAUCCACACAUUGAAUCUCCUAUGUAGUUUGGAAAUAGUGUACUAACUAACCCCAUUCCUUGCAGCAAUUAGUAUGUACUAAAAAAAACUCUGAAUCAUGUGAUUUGUUUUGCUGAAGUUUUCACUUUAGUGGAAUAAAAGCCAUUUCUUGGAGUAACACAAAUGGUACAAUAAAAAAGUGGUAACAAAAUAAUACAAA
Armigeres subalbatus is the source of this 3131-nucleotide messenger RNA. RefSeq lists its product as uncharacterized. NCBI's taxonomy places the organism in Eukaryota, Metazoa, Arthropoda, Insecta, Diptera, Culicidae. Gene Ontology annotation, cellular component: ribonucleoprotein complex; cytoplasm; nucleus. Gene Ontology annotation, molecular function: RNA helicase activity; ATP binding; RNA binding. The record is from RefSeq and is a predicted model, not a curated record.